Molecule: messenger RNA, 1522 nt
Organism: Ochotona curzoniae (black-lipped pika)
Lineage: Eukaryota; Metazoa; Chordata; Mammalia; Lagomorpha; Ochotonidae
Gene: KNSTRN
Product: kinetochore localized astrin (SPAG5) binding protein
Exons: 9
Coding region: 1-942 (313 amino acids)
Biological process (GO): spindle organization; mitotic sister chromatid segregation; regulation of attachment of spindle microtubules to kinetochore
Cellular component (GO): centriolar satellite; mitotic spindle; microtubule plus-end
Source: RefSeq, a predicted model, not a curated record
AUGGCAGCCCCCAGAGCGGCGGCCUCCAAUAGGGCCUUCCGUACAACAGGGUCGCCUCCGGAACGCGAGCCGCGCCUCUUCCUGCCCAGCAACCGGAAGUUGCCCUUUGAAACCGAAGCGGCGGGCCCAGCCGGCGGUGCGGCGGUUGCUGCUGAGCAUCUUUUGAACCAGAGCAGCAAGGCCUGCGGGCGGCAGCGGCGGGCACCUGGGGCGCAGCCGGGCGGUCUCCUCACGAUGACCAGCGUAGUGAAGACAGUGUACAGCCUGCAGCCACCUGCGUUGAGCGGCGGCCUGGCCUCAGACACACAAGCUCGAACCACUUCAAAGAGUCUCUUACCUGUUAAAUGCAAAGAUGUUGAGGUUGCCAGAUAUCACUCGGGAGGUUCAGAGAAUGACAUCACCAAGACCACCAAACUGAGACGAGAGAAUGGGCAGGUGAAAGCUGCAGACACUGCCUUCAGGAGGAAUCUCAGGAAGAGUUACAAACCAUGGGGUAAGCAGAAAUCAGAGGAAGAGCUCAAGGAUAAGAACCAGCUCUUAGAGGCCGCCAACAAGCAGUUACACCAGAAGUUAACAGAAACUCAGGGAGAACUGAAGGACCUGACCCAGAAGGUAGAACUUCUGGAGAAGUUUCAGGACAACUGCUUGGCAAUUUUGGAGAGCAAGGGCCUUAAUCCAGGCAAUGAGACCCUGGCAUCACGGCAGGCCUCCACUCCGGAUCCCACAGACUCUAUGUUGCUGUUAGAAACUUUGCAAGAUGAGCUGAAGCUUUUUAAUGAAACAGCCAAAAAGCAGAUGGAGGAAUUACAGGCCUUAAAGGUAAAGUUGAAGAUCAAAGAAGAAGAACGGGCUCGAUUUAUGGAACAGCAAACCUUAUAUAAUGGUCAAGUAACUGAUUUUACAACAACUCUUGAGGAAAUGGAGAAGCUACUAGAAAUGUAAUAAAAAGUGAGUGAUCGGGUGUUUCUUCUUGGGGAUAAACUGAGGGAAAGCCACCUUGGACAUCUUGCUGGACAUGAUCUUCUAGGACUUGCCAUCCCCAGACAGCAAGCGGUUUCUGCAGCAGAGCUAAAGGCAGUGAUGCUGAACUAAUAGCCCCUCCUCAAAGCAAGUCUUCCCAACUUUCAUGCUGGACAACUGUCUAAGCCUCAUGAGGCCUACAGAGGGGGACCUGGAACCUUGGACUCACAUCCUAAACUACAAAGCAACACACCAUUACAAUCCAGAGACAAAACCAACCACAGCAGAAGAGCUAAAAAAAAAAGUCACCAGUAGAUUUGCAGGAAGGAGAGGUGAAUUGUGGUGAAGCACAGGAGUGUUAAGGAAGUCACCCUUCAGGAGCCAUGCUGUCGCCUUCUACCUCGGAACUCAUUCUGUCCUGUGCAUUUGGGCUUCUGUACCUCCUUGUAAACUUAGGAACUUGAAGUUCCUUGAAACUUUUUGGCUUGAUAAAUGGGGUGAAAGGAAACAGAUAGUAAUAACACCUACCUGAAACAAUACACCUUGGAGCUUUUAAUCUAAA